This is a messenger RNA of Rubroshorea leprosula, 1620 nucleotides long. NCBI's taxonomy places the organism in Eukaryota, Viridiplantae, Streptophyta, Magnoliopsida, Malvales, Dipterocarpaceae. The record is from the annotation of a GenBank genome assembly.
CACGCCAGAAGAUCUAACCCCAAUUACGUACCAAAAGAAAAAUUGAUCUAACCCCAAUUGAUCCAUUGCCUUCAAACCGCCCAAACUAGGAAGCAGGGUCCGGAGACACUGAACUGCGAGGAAAUUAAAAAAAUAAAACUUGGAUCUUCGGAGUUCGGACUCAAAGAGAGAAAAAGGGUAUGCUUUGGUUUGCGUCUGAUUGAUUCUGAAGACUGUCCCAUCAUCGCUGGAGUUUAAAGGUCAGGAGGAGGAAGCCUCCCUAAAUUGCUUCGAUGAAGAAUACCCAGUUGUAGAAUUCAGAAAGGAAUCGAUUUUCCCAUAGAAUCCUCUGCUCUUCUCCAGAGCCCAAGCAUGGCUGACUCGGUCAAUGAAAGUACAUGCAGUCUUGGAGAAUGAAGAAAAACAAAAAAAUCAAUAAUGAACAACCAGAUGUCCAGAAAGAGGAACAGGAGUAGCUACUUUGUGUCUCAAUCUCAGAUAUCAAGAUUGAGAUGGGGAUGCUAAUUGUUCCAUUGGGCCAUUUUGUAACCACGGUCACUGAGGAUAAUGAGACUACAUGCUGGGGUUGUGGAUUGCGGCUUCUUCUACCAUCUUAUGCACCUAUUUUCAAGUGUGGUUGGUGUGGAGCAAUAACAAAUGAAAAUGUUGGCAAACCUGAAAGAAAGUACCAUUGGUGGAGAUGCUUGCGUGAUCGGUGCUUUGUUUUUACACUCUGUGUGUUCGUGCUCUUUGUAAUAUGUGGUGGGGUAUGGGCGGUGUACCCAGUUGUUUUCUCUAUCAGCUAUGCUUGUGGGAUUUUCCACUGCAUCAUUACAAUAAUCUUGUCAAUAACUACUAUAUCUACCUUCAGCUUAGCUGCAUUUCGCUGUGCCGGUGCACCACCAAUCGUAGUCUGGGCCAGCUACCCUGCUGUGGGAAAAGGUGACCUUGAAAAUUAUACCUUUUGUCAUUAUUGUUCAAAGCCAAAGUCGCCUAGAGCCCAUCACUGCCGUUCAUGUGGAAUGUGCAUACUGGAUAUGGACCAUCACUGCCCUUUUAUAGGGAAUUGUGUUGGUGCAGCAAACCACCGGUACUUCAUCGCCUUUCUCUUCACAGCUAUCAUCAGUUCAAUCUAUGUUUCCAUCAUGUCUAUAUAUGCUGGAUUGUAUAUCUGGCCAUCACUGCCAUAUAGAUCUGUUGGGCACAUGAAUGGAAGUGGCAGGGCUUUGGCUUUUAGGGCAGUGAAGGAAGUUGUGAUUGCUUUGCUUGACUCUGCUGUGCUUCUGUCUGCCAGAGGGCUUGUUCUUGUCUAUCUGCUUGUUUCAAGUGCUUCAGUGGAGCUUGGGUUAAGCAUCCUUCUGUGGCAGCAACUCUGUUAUAUAUAUGAGGGGGAGACUUAUCUGAGCCAUCUAAGUUCGCGGGGAGGUGAUGGGAGUAAAGGUAGAGAUUGUAGAAACAUUUUUCGGUUUUUCGGUUUUCCAUAUUCUAUCUUGAAAUACUUUCCUAACACCCGCAGUGCAUGAAAGAGACAUAAGAAGUAAAUAAGAUAUGUAGUUUAAAUUGUUGACAAUUUAUUUUACUUGUCAAUUUUCAUUUUCUUGUGAGUUCCAACUUUUUUGAGAAGAAAGACGAUUUCAUUCA